CGGUGUCAGUUAGCUCGCGCCUCUCGUAGCGGUCGGUCGCUGCUUCAUGGUUGCGUCUCGCAGCAGGAAUUUUGGGAGUGGAAAUUCCGCUGUUAUACUUUCACGACUCGCUUCGUAUUCUGACAUUUCUGCUGUGAACACAGAGAGAGAAAGAGGCGGAGAGAGAAAUACGGAGUGAAAUCUGGAGAGCUUAUCCUCCGAUGUUCCUUACCCUUGCUUUUCACUGAAAACCGGUUAACUACUGAUUGCUCCUUCUUUCAUUUUCCACUUGGAAGUAUCGAUCCUGUUUUCCCAAGGUUUGAUGAAGAAUCGCAAACUGCCACUUCUGGAUUUUCCCCUUUUUUGAUUCUUUAUCUUCCCUGCUUUUUGGAUUAUAUUUUGUAUUUAGAUGGCAAGUUGUCCCCUGACAGACACGGGGAUUUGGUGCUGAAGCUCGCAGGAUGCUGAGGAGCCUACAACAACCACAUAUCUUACUUUGAGACAAUCUGCUCGUAUUUGUGUCGCUUUUGGACGUAAACCCCCUCUGGACGUUUCCCCCCCCUCCCGUUUGUCUUUAUUUUCUUUGACAUCAUGUCUGUUUUGUACAAUCUAAGGAUGCGUAGUGGAUUGCUAUUGUUCAUUUUCACCCAAGUCAUCCUGGUUGCUUCGUUGACUCAGACUGAUAAAUGCGGGGGGACUAUAGAGAUCCACACCCCGGACUACCUGACCUCCCCCGGAUAUCCAGGCGCGUACCCGCCCUCCCAGCAGUGCGUGUGGGUGAUCUCAGCCCCGGAGCCCGGGCAGAAGAUCCUCAUCAACUUCAAUCCGCAUUUUGAUCUGGAGGACAGAGACUGCAAGUAA
This is a messenger RNA of Notothenia coriiceps (black rockcod), 840 nucleotides long. Its product is annotated as neuropilin-1a-like. NCBI's taxonomy places the organism in Eukaryota, Metazoa, Chordata, Actinopteri, Perciformes, Nototheniidae. The record is from RefSeq and is a predicted model, not a curated record. The transcript has 2 exons. Gene Ontology annotation, cellular component: focal adhesion; plasma membrane; axon. Gene Ontology annotation, biological process: sprouting angiogenesis; vascular endothelial growth factor receptor signaling pathway; neural crest cell migration. Gene Ontology annotation, molecular function: vascular endothelial growth factor receptor activity; semaphorin receptor activity; vascular endothelial growth factor binding. The coding region runs from base 571 to 840 and encodes 89 amino acids.